AUGGGGGGUCAGUUGCUAAUUGUUGUGGGAAGGGACCCUAAUGACCAGUAUUUUCCUUUAGCAUUUGGUGUAGUUGUAACAGAAACAAAGGAGACAUGGAGAUGGUUUAUUGACCUGUUGAUGGGAGACAUUGGGCUGGAAAAGAGAUAUGUUUUAUUAUCUGAUCAACAAAAGGGCCUAGUUUUUGUUUUUGAAGAGAUGAAUGAAAGGGUAGAACAUAGGCUGUGCUUGAGGCAUCUGUAUGCAAAUUUCAAAAACAUAUUUGGUUGGGGAGCUUUGAUUAGAGACUUGAUGAUGGGGGCUGCAAAAGCAACAUACUACCAAGGAUGGUUGACCAAGAUGAAUGAACUGAAGGAAGUUGACAAGAAGGCACGUAGUUGGCUUAUGGAAGUUCCUCCCAAAAGUUGGUGUAAGCAUGCUUUCAGCUUUUAUCCAAAGUGUGAUGUUAUUAUGAAUAACAUUUUUGAGUCAUUCAAUGCAACAAUAUUAGCUGCUAGGGAUAAACCAAUUUUGACCAUGUCAGAAUGGAUUAAGAAAUAUUUAAUGAAUAGGUGCUCUACUUCUGUAUUGAAAUUGGAAAAAUGGCCACACAAGGUGAUGCCCAUUCCUAGGAAAAGAUUGGACCACAGGGUUAUUAUGAGUGGCCAAUGGCAUGUUGUAGCAACAUUAGGUUUUAGACAACAAACUCCUGAGGACUUUGUUGAUGACUGUUAUUCUAGAGAAAAAUAUAAAUUGUGUUAUGGGUUUGCUGUCAGUCCAAUUAAUGGACAUGAUAUGUGGCCUGAGUCUUGUAAGAGUACUACUCAGGAUCCAAAUGGUCUCAAAAGAAAGAAAAAGGUCAAGACACAACCAACUCAAAGCGAUGGAGAUGUUACUACUCAAACUGAUGGAAAUGAAAAUGGUGCAAGUCAAACUGAUGUUGUUCAAACUGGUGCAAGUCAAACUGAUGUUGUUCAAACUAGUGCAACUGCUGCAAGUCAAGGUGAUACCGCUCAAGGUGUUGCAACUCAGGCAGAUGCUUCUCAAGUCAUUCUCUUCACGGGAAAACCGACAUGCAAUUGGAUGCUCGUGUAG
This is a messenger RNA of Vicia villosa (hairy vetch), 1074 nucleotides long. RefSeq lists its product as uncharacterized. The coding region runs from base 1 to 1074 and encodes 357 amino acids. The transcript is spliced from 5 exons. The record is from RefSeq and is a predicted model, not a curated record. NCBI's taxonomy places the organism in Eukaryota, Viridiplantae, Streptophyta, Magnoliopsida, Fabales, Fabaceae.